This is a messenger RNA of Misgurnus anguillicaudatus (oriental weatherfish), 2113 nucleotides long. RefSeq lists its product as uncharacterized. NCBI's taxonomy places the organism in Eukaryota, Metazoa, Chordata, Actinopteri, Cypriniformes, Cobitidae. The record is from RefSeq and is a predicted model, not a curated record.
GAAUGCAGCGUGUCGGGCAAAGAAGUUUGAGAGCAGACAGAGAGCUCUUUCUUAUACUGUACGGCCCAGUGAGAUUGAGAAACUGUGACUCAACUCCUCCUCUUGCAUGCUGAGAUCAGGUACAGCAGUGGAUAUGAGCCGUAUGUGCUGUAUAUGGGACUGCACAGUUGAACUGAGGGCUGUGUGAUGACUGGAGAGAGACGUCUGGACUGUCCCUGAUCCGAGCCGAAAUGUCAUCAUUGCAUUACAUCUGUGACAGCCAAGGCAGAAAGGAUUAAAAUAGAGUUGGUUCUCCAGUGGGACUGAUGCUCAAAAAUCCACCUCCUAUAAACACAAUCUACAGUCUCUGCAGUCCUCACAGACACAAGAUAUCAAUCAUCACAAGUCUGUGAUUUCAAAAAGAAUCAUCUCAUAAACAAACCUUUGUUCUUAAGUCCCAAAUGCAAGUCUUUUUUUCAGAUAAGUGCAAUAGUUUGGGAUUAAAGGAAUAACAACAUCAAGGGUUUCGAAAUCGUCCAUCCAUCAUUGACUGAAACUGGCUUGUGAGAUCUCUUUUGCUCAGGAUGGAACUUGUUACCACAUCAGAGCAUUCACCAGCUCCAAACUGAACUGAAACACUUUGAAAGACAUUUAAAGUGGAUCAAGUGGCCAAAUUCUCAACCAAUGAUUUAAUCUGAUCUUUACAUUCAACCGCAUUAGAUCUGACACGAGAGAGAUCUGAAGGACUCUCGCUGAAUCAUGGCGGAGGCCAUUCUGCAAUUUUUUAACGACAUCUGGAACUUCGUGGUGGCCAAACACAACCAGAGCAUCCACAACACGGUGUGCCUGGUCGUUCUUCUGACUCUACCGCUGGUUAUCAUCUUCACAACGCUGCUGGUUUGUUGUCAUUGUUGUUGCUGUAGUCGUGCUGGUGGAUGCCGGUGUUGUUGCAAAGGUGAAGCCGCAGUUACGAACCCACAACCCGAAAAGAAGAAGAGAAAGAAAAAUGGCGACCAAAACGGUGACGACUUGUGGAUCUCUGUCAAAACUGAUCCUCUGAACCAUGAUAGAUUAGCACUGACUACAGUGUAAUACAUAAAGUGUUUUAUAUUUAUUGAUUUUUACUGUAUGGUACAUGUACAGUAUAGGUACUGAGGGGUUUGCCGUUUACUAAACCAUGCCUGAAUGAAAAAAAAACGAGAAUUUUAAAGGUCAAUACAAAUAAUAUAGCUCUAAAUGUAAAUGUUUUUAGGAAAUAGACUUACAAAAGAGGAGCUUUUACAAAGGUACUGCUUUGCAACAAAUGAUAUCCUGCAAAAUUAUAGCCUCGCAUUAAGGUUCACUGUGAAGACUAGGGGCCAGAUUUACUAAAUACGACAGCGUAAAAAUACAAUUUCAAAUAAGCACUGAAGGGAAACUUUUGUGUUUAAUUUACUUACAUAUCUUUAGUAAAUCCCAACAGUAGUUUUUAGGGCAAAAUAGGUGUUUGCGCUGGAACAAGCUGUUAGUAAAUCUGGCCCAUGAUUGACAAGGCUGAUCUGACACUUUUAUAUCACUUGACUCCCAAACAACGUAAUUCAUAAUCCAGUGAAUACAAUUAUACUGAGCUCAGAUCUCGUAGUUGGAAACUUCAUGAUCACAGCGGUGUGUAAUUGGGGCUGCUGAUAAACAAACCUUGAUCUUUUUGCACCUUGCAGAUGCUGUGUUAUUUCCCAGCGCUGUAAUUAGAUGUUUAUGUGAAACUUCAACGCUUGAUUACGGGUGUCAUGAAGUCAUGCAUUAAAACUCUUCAUUUCGAUUUACUUUCAAUUCAACUGUCUCACAUUCCCAUAGUGUUCAUUGUAUAACUGCCAUUGGAUAUUCAUUUUGUGAUUAGUUUGGUUGGUUGCAACACACUUGUCCUCUUUACAGUGGGAUCAGAGGAAAAACAUCACUUUUUGUUUGGCCAACGAAGCCUUUAAGAUCUGUUUCUUGUGUGAUAUCAAAGCUUUACAGUCCAAUUCUGCAUAGAAAUAUGAUGUUUGUACAAAAUAUACUGAAGCAGCGUUUCUUUAUUUCUUUUUUAUGCUGCUUGACUUUUUCAGUGUCUGUUUCUUAUAUUGAACAUGCAAAAUGAAUAAACUUUAUUUUUUUA